UCUAGGUGUGCAUUUAUGUUUUAUGUGCUUUCCAGUAAAUUACAUGUAAAAAUUGGAAAAGGAAAACAACCUAAGAAAAGUCAUGGAGUGCUUCUGUGUGCCAGGGUGGGCAUGCUCCCAGCCUCCUAGAACCUCCAGGAUGCUGGAAGAGUCCCAGGUAGGUUCCCUCAUCCACCCCCACCCUGGUUGCUGGGCAAACACUGAGGUGGGAGCAGAGUGCAGGCCUCUCCAUCUGGCACAGUGCCAUGCCGGCCGGCUGGCAGCAACACAGGAUGGUUGCCUUUGUCUGGGGCCUUUGUCCACAGCUGCAGCGUCUCCUCUUUCCGGGGCUGCCUCAGCUCCAUUGUUGGUUGAGUGGGUCAGGACCCGCUGGCUCCUGCAUUAUUGAUGCUGUGGGUAAGGCAGGAGCCCUGGGCAUGGGAGAAGCUGAGCCUGUAGCCCCGGGUAGCGCACUGCACAGGUGGAGGGCACCCGCGGGCAGCCAGAUCCCAGGGAAGAGAGGACCGAAGCGUCGGGAAGCCAAACUUCUCUGGGUCUGUUAUGGUCCGGAACAAGGGAAAAGCGUCCCAACGCCCCGCGAAGCCCAGGACGCCGGCCUCCGGGGAACAGGAGUCGGGAUCGGCCAGCGCAGAUGGCGUGCCCAGCCGGGAACACAGACACGGCCGCGACAAGGGCCAUGGGGUGAGACAGGCCACGGAGCCCGCUGUCACUGGGAGCCAGAGGACCUCUGGGGGCCGCAGGAAGCUCACUGACGGCGGGUGCAAACUGCGAGAGGCUGGGCGGCCGCCGGAGGUUCAGGAGAGGAAAGGCAGCGCGCCGCGUCAAAGACGCGGAGCCAAGGAGAGACGCGAACUUGGGGACAGCUGUGAGGGGCGCCUGCAGGAGGACAGCCUUCCCCAAGGAGAAGGGCAAAGGGGCAAGCGCAGCCACCGCAAGAGGAGAGGGAAGGGGUGGGGACCCUCAGCUCAGCGGGGCCACCAAGUGACCAGGAGCCUCGAUGGGGACACGUCGGGCGGAGACGGAAGCAGCUCUUGCCCGGACAGCGAAGCCCGGGAGGCCCCGGGGAGCGGCGGACAAAACAGCGGGGCUCCAAUACUGCAACCCAAACCGGAGCCAACGGACACAGGUUCAGAAUGGACCAACACCGGGCCGGAGUCAGCGCCAGAGCCAGGCGAGCACCAGAGCAGCGAUGGCCUGAGCAGCGAAGAGCCCCCAGCUGAGUCCUGGAACCGGGAAGAGUCGUCUGGGGCAGGGCCCCAGACAGCGAGUGGGGACUCCAGGACAGACGCCGACUCGAGUCUGCAGGGGGCUGGGCCUGGACAGGGCCCACAUGUAGCCCCGGGAACUGCAAGCAGGGCCUCUGAGGCCCAGACUGUCGAGCCGGAUGGAAAAGCCACCGCCUCUAGGCCUCUCAAGGGCAGCCGAGGGCGCUUCUCCGGGAGAUCUCGGGCUCCUCGGGACGCAGGGCUAGCUUGGGACCGGAGUGCCAAAGGAGCGUACCGCAGCGAUGAGCCUGAAACAGCCCAGGCUUCGACGGCCCCGGCUCUCCGCCAGGUCGGAAAGGUGGUGGGGAAGGUGCAAGUGGCGGCGGCCAAGAGCGAAGCAGGAGCCGGAGAGGUAGACCAGCCAGGGGACCCAGCGCAGAUGGACGCCCUCGUGAUGGUGAGCAGGCUCCGCGCGAGACCCUCGCCAGGCCCCGCUCCCGAGGCCGUGGGUCCCCGCUGCUCCAGCCUCCGGGAGCGGUUCCUGCGCGUGGUACGAGCACUGGACUUCCUGCGACGGCUGCGGCUCUGGUCGUGGAAGACCCAGGAACAGGUGCCAGGGCCUGGGGCUGGCGGGGAACUGGGGGCGGGGCCGCCGGCCGACGAGAGGCGGGGCCGCCGGCCAGGACUGCGGCGCCGCCUUGCGUUGCGCCUGGCGGGUUUAGCAGGGUUGGGGGGAUGGCCGAAGGCUCCCCCUAGCGGCGGCUCAAGGCCCCCACAAACCCAAAAGAGCCCAGUCCCGGAUCACCCUUCCGACCAGGAGGACCAGACUCCAGAUCCCAGGUUCGCGGUCGUGUUCCCUAGGAUCCACAGGGCGCAGAAGGAGUCGAUCAGUCGGAGCUCUACAGAAGCGUCCGCGGACGCCUUUACGGGAGAGGGCCGCGUUUGGCCCCAUGCAGGGGCCAGAGGUGACAGUGAGGGUCGCACAGGAAGUGGGAAAGGGGUGGCCGGGCCCCGCCGUGGCUCCCUCCUCGCUCCGACUGCUCCCGACCGGCUCCCACUCAACCAGAGCGGCUCCAGCAGUGAAGCGGAGCCGGAGACCCUGGAAGCUGAGACCCCAGUACACUGGGCGCAGGACUCGGGCCCCUGCGAAGACCCUGAGCUUGGCACUGUCAUAUUGCUGCCCCAGCUUGCCUUGGAGACCCGCCUGCAGCGGGAAAGGAACCGUGGCCGGUGUGGGUCCCUAAGGGAGGGAUGGGAGCCUGAGGACGAGGCUGAAGCAGCUCUCGAGAAGGACCUGGAGCUGAACCUCCGCCAGAGGUUGGACGCGCUGCCCUUCCUUGGUGGCGAGGGUGGGGGCCCUGGAGACGGCCUGGAGGACACGGAGGACCUGGCCCGGCUACAACCGGUGUGUGACAGCUCUGUGCUGCUGUGCCUCAAGAAGAGAUUCCACCGGGGUCACAUCUAUACCUUUGGGGGGCCCCUCCUGCUCUCUCUGAACCCCCACCAGCCCCUGCCUCUCUUCUCACCUGAGGUCUUGGCCAGCUACCACCCCAGGAAGGCCCCCAACACCACCCCGCACAUCUUUGCCAUGGUGGCAUCAGCCUACAGCCUGUCUCAGAGCCCUGGGAAGGACCUCUGCAUCCUCCUGGUUGGGCACAGCGGCUCAGGGAAGACAGAAGCCACCAAAAAGAUUGUGCAGUUCCUAAGCAGCCUGGAGCAGGAGCAGAUGAGAGACAGAGGGUGUCAGCUGGAGGACGUGCUGCCUAUGCUCAGCAGCUUUGGCCAUGCCAAGACCAUCCUCAAUGCCAAUGCCAGUCGCUUUGGCCAGGCCUUGUGCCUCUGCCUGCAGCACGGGGUCAUCGUGGGAGCCUCUGUUUCACAUUAUCUCCUUGAGACCUCAAGGGUGGUGUUUCAGGCUCAGGCUGAGCGGAGCUUCCAUGUAUUUUACGAGCUACUGGCAGGUCUAGAGCCCUUGGAACGGGACCAGCUCUCCCUGCAGGGACCAGAGACCUACUACUACCUCAACCAGGGGCAGGCCUGCUGGCUCCAGGACAAGGAUGAUGCCCAGGACUUCACACGGCUGAGAAAGGCCCUGCAGGUGCUGGGCUUGUGCCCUGAGGAGUUGACCAUGGUGUGGACUGUGCUAGCCACCAUCCUGCAGCUGGGCAACAUCUGCUUCUCCUCUUCAGAGUGGGAGUCCCAAGAGGUGGCUGCUGUAUCAAGCUGGGCUGAGAUCCAUGCAGCAGCCCGGCUGCUACGGGUGCCACCAGAGCGCCUGGAGGGGGCUGUCACCCGGAGGGUCAUGGACACACCCUACGGCCGGGUCUCACGAUCCCUGCCAGUGGAAAGCGCCAUCGAUGCCAGGGACACCCUGGCCAAAGCCCUGUUCUCACGGAUUUUCAACUGGCUUCUGACGAGGAUCAACGCACGGCUGGCACCACCUGGGGAGGGAAGCAGCACAAGCACCAUCACUGUCGUGGAUGUCUAUGGCUUUGAGGUGCUGCACGUGAACAGUCUGGAGCAGCUGUGCAACAACAUCGCCAGCGAGCGCCUGCAGCUCCUCUGUGGCCGGAUGCUGCUGGCCCAGGAGGAGGAGGAAUGUCGGCGGGAGCUGCUGCCCUGGGUGCCCAUCCCUCAGCCUCCGCAGCAGUCCUGCCUGGACCUCCUGGUGGACCAGCCCCAUAGCCUUCUGAGCAUCCUAGAUGCCCAGACACAACUGUCCCAGGCCACAGACCACACCUUUCUCCAGAAGUGCCACUAUCACCACAGUGAGCACCCGCGCUAUGCCAAGCCCCAGCUGCCAUUGCCGAUCUUCACCGUGAGGCAUUAUGCCGGGGCUGUCACCUACCAGGUUCACAAGUUUUUAAAUAGAAACCGGGAUCACCUGGACCCAGCCGUGGUGGAAAUGCUUGGCCAGAGCCAGCUCCAGCUGGUGGGCAGCUCUUUUCAGGAAGCAGAGCUGGAGCCCAGGGAAGGACCAGGCAGACCCACGCUGGCCGCCCGCUUCCAGAAGGCCCUGGGGGACCUCAUGGCCCAGCUAGGCAGGAGCCACAUCUAUGUCAUCCAGUGCCUGAACCCCAACCCUGGGAAGCUCCCAGGCUGCUUCGACGUGGGACAUGUGGCCGAGCAGCUGUGCCAGGCAUGUGUCCUGGAGACCGUGGGUGCCCGCAGUGCCAACUUCCCCAUGCGUGUGCCCUUCCAGGCCUUCCUGGCCAGGUUCCGGGCACUGGAGACAGAGAGGCAGAAAAACUCCUCUGACCAGGAGAGGUGUGGCACCAUCCUGGGCCAGAUGCUGGGGGCUGAAUCACCGCUCUAUCACCUCGGAACCACCAAGGUCCUGCUGCAGGAGCAGGGCUGGCAGUGGCUGGAGCAGCUCUGGGCCCAGCGGUGCUCCCAGGCCCUGUUCACCGUGCGCCGUGGUCUGCAUGCCUGCAUCUCCCACCAGCGCCUCCGCCUCCUGCCCCGGAUGCAGGCUCGUGUGCGUGGGCUCCAGACCAGGAAGCGGUACCUCCAGCGGCGAGCAGCUCUGGGACAGCUGAACACCAUCCUCCUGGUGGCCCGGCCCCUGCUCUGGAGGCGACAGAAACAGCAGCUCGGGCGUUGGUGCGGCUGGUUUGUGGACGGAGCCUCAGAGAAAAUGCCAAACGUGGAGCUGGGGAGCUUGGAGAUCCCGGCUGAGCUGGUGGUCAUGCUGAAGACAGCAGAAGGCCACCAGGAUGUCCUGGCUGGGAGUAUCACCGAGUCCAUGCCCCCUGAAGUCCCUGCUCGGCCCAGCCUGGCGCUCCCACCAGACAUUGACCGGUUCCCCUUCUCCAGCUUCGUCUCCAUCGGCUUUCAGGAGCCAUCACUGCCCAGCCCAGGGCAGCCGCUGGCCAAGCCCCUGACACGGCUGGGUGGCGAGAACCCUCGGCGUGCCCUGGACAUCAACAAGGUGAUACUGCGGUUCCUGGGGGACGGAUCCCUGUCGUCCUGGCAGAGGCAGAUCAUGGGCACCUACCUGGUGCGGCAGGGGCAGCGCCAGCCGGGGCUGCGGGAUGAACUCUUCAGCCAGCUCGUCGCCCAGCUCUGGCAGAACCCAGAUGAGCAGCAGAGCCAGCGUGGCUGGGCCCUCAUGGCCAUCCUGCUAAGUGCCUUUCCCCCGACAGCAGCCCUACAGAAGUCGCUGCUCAAGUUUGUGUCUGACCAGGCCCCCACAGGCAUGGCAGCGCUGUGCCAGCACAAGCUGCUGGGGGCCAUGGAGCAGUCACAGUUGGCGCUGGGGGCUGCUCGGGCUCACCCACCCACCCAGCUGGAGUGGAUGGCUGGAUGGCGGCGGGGCCGCAUGACUUUGGAUGUCUUCACCUUCAACGAGGAGUGCUACUCGGCUGAGGUGGAGUCCUGGACCACGGGGGAGCAACUGGCCGGGUGGAUCCUGCAGAGCAAAGGCCUGGAGGCGCCACCCCGUGGCUGGUCCAUGUCACUGCACUCUGGAGACGCAUGGCAGGACUUGGCUGGCUGCGACUUUGUGCUGGACCUGAUUGGCCAGACAGAGGACCUGGGGGACCCAGCCGGUCCAUGCAGUUACCCCAUCAGUCCCCUUGGCUCAGCUGAAGCCAUACCCCCUGCCCCUGCUGUCCAGGCCCCCUCACUACCCCCAGGACCUCCGCCAGGUCCAGCCCCAACAUUGCCUAGCAGUGGCCACACAGGCAAGGCCGGGAGCCUAGAUGGCUUCCUGGAGCACCUUUUUGAGCCAGUCCUCUCCCCGGGCCUCAGUGAUCUAGAACAAGGCUGGGCUCUGAGUGGUCGCAUGAAGGGAGGCGGCGCCAUGGGACCCAUGCAGCAGGGCUACCCCAUGGUGUACCCAGGAAUGAUGCAGAUGCCUGGAUACCAGCCAGCUAUGAUGCCUGCACCCAUACCCAUGAUGCCAGCCAUGGGCGCGGGCCCUGCCAUGCCAACCAUGGUGGUGCCACCACAGCCACAGCCACAGCCGUUACUCCCCAGCCUGGAUGCGAGGCAGCUGGCGGUCCAGCAGCAGAACUUCAUCAACCAGCAGGCGCUGAUCCUGGCCCAGCAGAUGACCACCCAGGCCAUGACCCUGUCGCUGGAGCAGCAGACCCAGCAGCGCCAGCGCCAGCACCAGUACCAGGCUGAGACCUUGAGGGCUGCAUCCCAGGCCCCACCUUCAGCUAUUACACCCAAGCCCAAGAAGCCCCCUGCCCCCCAGGAAGAGCCAGAGUGUGAGCUAGAAUCGGGGGGUACCUAUCUGAGGGAGGGGAUCCCAGAGGAAGUAGAAGACAGGCUCCUGCAGCCCAGGAGCUUCCAGCAGAAACGAGACUAUUUCCAGAAGAUGGGGCAACAGCAGAUCAAGGUGAAGGCGGUAAAGCCUCCUGCCAAGGUCCAGAUCCCCCAGGGGGAGGAGCGGGAGGAGCAAGAAGAGGAGCCAGGAACAGUGCUGUCCCCUCCUCCUCCCCCCGCAGUGAAGAAGCCUUUGAAACAAGUUGAGGCCAAAGCUGCAAAAGAGGCUGAAGCUGAGCCAGCUAGGGAGGCAGGGCCUGGCCAUGAUCAAGAGCCUGCCCAGGGCAGGAUGCCCAUGGUGCGAAGCUUGGAUCACACAUCCCAGCGACCUGAACCCAGCAGGGAAAUUCGCAACAUCAUCCGCAUGUACCAGAGCCGCCCAGGCCCUGUGCCUGUGCCCGUGCAGCCAUCCAGGCCUCUCAAAACUUUCCUGAAGAAAAAUGACCCUAAGGAUGAGGCGCUGGCCAAGCUGGGGAUCCAUGGUGCCCACUCAUUCCCUUCGACGCUGUCCCCCAGCCCAGGGAAGAGCCCACCACCUACUGUAGCUCCUCGACCCAAGGCCCUGCCACAGCUUGGGCCUGCCAGCUCCAUCAAGGAAAAGCAGGGACCCCUUCAGGACCUGUUUGGCAAGAACCUGCCCACUGCCCAGGCACCCCAACCUCCACUAGCACCCCCACUGUCCCUGCCUGAGGACCCAGGGGCCCCUUCAGCUGAACCCCGUGGGAAGAAGGAGCCUAUGGGUGACCAGAGCACCUCCACCCAGCUACUUGCGCCCUCUGCCAGCGUGAGCUUCUCCUACACCAGUGCACCCUGGAAGUUAUUCCUACGCAAGGAGGUGUUCUACCCCCGGGAGAACUUCAGCCAUCCCUACUGCCUCCAGCUCCUCUGUGAGCAGAUCCUACGGGACACCUUUGCUGAGUCCUGCAUCCAGAUCUCCCAAGAUGAACGGCGUAAAAUGAAAGACCUGCUGAGAGAUUUGGAAGUGGGCCUUGACUCUCUCGCCACUGCUGAAGACAAUGUCAAGAAACGCAUCGUGGUGGCCGCUCGGGACAAAUGGGCCAAUUACUUCUCCCGCAUCUUUCCAGCCUCGGGUGAGAGCGGCAGUGAUGUGCAGCUGCUAGGUGUGUCCCACCGGGGGCUGAGACUGCUCAAGGUGACCCAUGGCCCCAACUUCCGCCCUGACCGGCUGAAGACUCUCUGCUCAUAUAGCUAUUCAGAGGUGCUGGGGGUGGAGUGCCCAGGUGGCUCCACCCUGGAGCUGUCACUGAAGAAUGAGCAGCUGGUAUUGCACUCAGCCAGGGCGACAGCCAUCAAGGCCAUGGUUGAGCUAUUCCUGAGUGAGCUCAAGAAGGACUCUGGCUAUGUCAUCGCCCUGCACAGCUACAUCACGGAUGACUGCAGCCUCCUCAGCUUCCACCGCGGGGACCUCAUCAAGCUGUUGCCAGUGGCCACGCUGGAGCCAGGUUGGCAGUUUGGCUCUGCCGGGGGCCGCUCUGGACUUUUUCCCACGGACAUAGUGCAGCCGGCUGCUGCUCCUGACUUCUCCUUCUCAUCAGAGCAGAGGAGCCAGCACAAAAGUCACUUGCAGCUUGGGGAGCCAGGGCUGGCUCAGCAGGACAGGGCCUUGGAGCACCCUGCUCCGGCACGCAGUGAUAACUCAGAGGCCACCAGCCUGCCUUCCUCCACGGCCUACGCCUCUCUGUCCACUGACUCCCACAACUACACCAUGCAGGAAUUUGCCCUGCGCUACUUCCGAAAGCCUCAGACCUUGUUGGACCUGACAGGUGGAGGAGCUGAAGGGAAGGCUGUGGCCAGCCUAGUGCAGCACAGCAAGGUUCCUAUCCAAGAAUCUCUCAUCAGCCUUAGUGAUGAGAACACGAGCAGGCAGGCUGUGACCAGCUUCAAGGCCCUGAUGCAAUUUAUGGGUGACCAAUCCAAGCCCUGGGGCAAGAACGAGCUGGAUCUGCUCUAUAAGCUGCUGAAGCUAAGCCAGGAGGAGAACUUAAGGGAUGAGAUUUACUGCCAGGUCAUCAAGCAGGUCACAGGACACCCCCGGCUGGACCACUGUGCUCGAGGCUGGAGCUUCCUCAGCCUCCUCACAGGCUUCUUCCCCCCGUCGACCAUGCUGAUGCCCUAUGUGACCAAGUUCUUACAGGAUUCUGGCCCCAGCCAAGAGCUGGCCCGGAGCAGCCAGGAACACCUGCAGCACACAGUCAAAUAUGGGGGCCGCCAGCGCCUGCCCCCGCUGGAGGAAAUGCAAGCUUUCCUGAAAGGUCAAGCCAUCCGCGGGCUUCUAAUUCACCUGCCUGGGGGGACGGAUUACAAGAUAAAUAUCCGGACUUUCACGGUGGCAGCAGAGGUGCUGGAGGAGCUGUGCGGACAGAUGAGUAUCACAGAGCCCCAGGAAGUGCAGGAAUUUGCCCUCUUCCUCAUCAAAGGGCAGGGCAAGCUGGUACGGCCCCUCUGGCCCGGUGAGUACCUCAACAAUGUGAUGGUGAACCCACAUGUGAGCCUGCACAGCUGGCGGCUGGGCUGGGAGACUCCACUGCACUUUGACAACCCCACCUAUGUCAGCACCCACUACAGCCAGGUACUGCGGGACUACCUUCAGGGGAAGCUGCGGGUCAGCGCCCAGGCAGAUGCUGAGAUUGCCAGGCUGGCUGCCCUGCAGCACCUCAGCAGGGACAAAAAGACACCCCCCUCAGAGCAAGACCUGCUGGCUUACAUUCCAAAGCCGCUGCAGUGGGGGGUGAGUGUGACCACCAUAAAGGGUCUGAUGGGCCAGGAGCUGAGACAGCUGCAAGGACACAGCUCCCAGGAAGCACAAAUCAGCUUCAUUGAAGCCAUGCGCCAGCUGCCCCUCUUCGGCUACACCAUCUAUGUGGUGCUGCGGGCAAGUGAGCUGGCCCUACCCGGACCCUCCCUCCUGGGGCUCAACCAUCAGCACCUCCUCCUUAUGGACCCCAGCUCUCAGAAACCACUCUGCUCCAUCAGCCUGAAGAGCCUACAUCGGCUCCACCUGCUGAGCCCACAGGAGGUGGGGGGCGCCCCUGGCCUGGAACUCAACUAUGGCUCAACUGACAGCCCCCAGACCACGUGGUUUGAGCUGCCACAGGCCCAGGAGCUGAUGCACACCAUCCUCUUCCUGCUGGACAGCACCUGUCCCAUUGAGUGGCCCGGCCUCAACUGAGUGGGGUGGGGUGGAGAUGAGGAAGAGGCCUCUCCCUGGUACAAGUCUCAGCCACAUGGUCUGCCUUGGAUGCCGUCAGGUCAUUCUGGUUUGGGCUUCACGGCUUGGCCCUGUUCUGGAACCUGACACAGCACAGUCAGCUGGCCCAAGUGGAGGCACAGGCUGGAACAGUGUCACCAACUGGGGAAGGAAAACAGCCAGGCUCUCUGGGAGGCCUGGUUCUGGGGUGAGGGCUGCAGGAGCUCAGGCUGGGAUCUGAUGUUGCCAGUCUGGGGGAGAUGCCCACCUGCCCCAGCCUCCCACCCAGACUCCACGUUAGCAUGAGCCCAGGCCUAGGAGAAGGAGCUGCCGAGGAAAUAAAACUCUCAUGAGAAAAGG
Molecule: messenger RNA, 10047 nt
Organism: Nycticebus coucang (slow loris)
Lineage: Eukaryota; Metazoa; Chordata; Mammalia; Primates; Lorisidae
Gene: MYO15B
Product: myosin XVB
Exons: 64
Coding region: 541-9669 (3042 amino acids)
Cellular component (GO): cytoskeleton; myosin complex
Molecular function (GO): protein binding; ATP binding; cytoskeletal motor activity
Source: RefSeq, a predicted model, not a curated record